This is a messenger RNA of Seminavis robusta, 2178 nucleotides long. The record is from the annotation of a GenBank genome assembly. Lineage: Eukaryota; Bacillariophyta; Bacillariophyceae; Naviculales; Naviculaceae.
AUGAUGAUGAUGCUAUGGUGUGGUGUCAGCAUCCGAUACACUGCGGCAUUCUCCACAACAAAGACGGUGAUGGUGAGACCAAUCACCGCUCGCAUUCUUUUUCACCAAACAUCAUCAAAACAGUCAAGAUUGUUCUUGUCCACAACGACAUCCGAAAAGGUCAGCAGCAGCAGCAGCAGCCAUGUAUCGCUCUAUGGGAUUGACUGGGUCCGAACUGCCGUGGUGAAAAGUCUCAACGAUCUGUUUGAUCCCAAAGAAGUUGCACGAGGCAAUGCCUUGGCCAAACUCAACAAACCAAAAAAGAAGAAAAAGAAAAAGAAGAAACAACAGCCAGAAGAAGAUGAACAACAGCAACCACAACCAGAGGAACCAACCAUGUCCAAAGAAGAAAAGAAUGCCAUUGUCGAUGCCGCCGUGGCAGCUGCCAAACCAUUCUCCUACGAAGAUGUCAUGGUGACACCGGCCACCAGAGAUGAUUUUGGGGAUUAUCAAUGCAACGCUGCCAUGGGAUUGGCCAAGGCUGUGGGAAUGAAUCCAAGAGAAUGUGCCACCAAGAUUGUGGAACGUCUCCGACCGGACAUUCAAGAUAUCAUGGAAGAACCCGAGAUUGCCGGUCCGGGCUUUAUCAAUCUAAGAUUCAAACAAGAGUACUUGGCUGCCGCUGCCAGGGCCAUGGCACAAGAUGCACAAGGAAAAUUGGCCAUUCCGCCCACUUCCAACCAAAAAAAGAUUGUCGUAGACUAUAGCAGUCCCAACAUUGCCAAGGAAAUGCACGUGGGACAUUUGAGAUCCACCAUUAUUGGCGACACACUCUGCAAUCUUCUCGACUUUUGUGGACACGACGUUGUCCGGCUCAAUCAUGUCGGUGAUUGGGGCACCCAGUUUGGAAUGCUGGUAGAACACUUGAGAGACGAAUACCCUGCGGCACUGAACAAGGAAACGUCGCAGGAUGUCGACCUGGGUGAUUUGGUCAUGUUGUACAAGGCGGCGAAGAAACGGUUCGAUGAAGACGAAGAUUUCAAGACAAGGGCCCGGGAAGGAGUUGUCAAGUUGCAGGCUGGGAAUGCCGAAGAAAUUGCUGCCUGGGAGUCGCUGUGUGCGGCUAGUCGAGUAGAGUACCAAAAGAUCUAUGACGUGUUGAACAUUAAGGGUCUCGAAGAACGAGGAGAAUCAUUCUACAAUCCGCUGUUGUCUGGUGUAGUCGAAGACUUGGAAAAGCAAGAGCUGGCAGUGGAGAGUAACGGCGCCAAGGUGGUCUACCUGGAAGGUUACGAAGCCCGUGACGGCAGUCCUCUUCCCAUCUUGGUUCAAAAGUCCGACGGCGGCUUCAACUAUGCUACGACCGAUCUAGCGGCAAUUCGACAACGCACAACCAUCGCUGCCUCCGAGGGAGGAGAAGAGGCUGAUCGUGUCUUGUAUGUUACGGAUUCAGGACAAGCACAGCAUUUUGACAUGGUCUUUCAGGCUGCUAGAAAGGCAUCGUUUAUACCCGAUUCCGUUUCGCUCGAGCACGUUCCCUUUGGCUUGGUACAAGGCGAGGACGGCAAAAAGUUUGCCACUCGGUCCGGUGACACAGUCAAGCUAAAAGACUUACUGAACGAAGCAGUUCGAAUUGCAGGGGACGAUCUCAAGUCGCGCAACGAAGACAGCAGCGACGCGGCGUUUGCGGAGCGAAUCGACCGUGUUGCCACUAUCGUGGGUAUUGCCGCCGUCAAAUAUGCCGAUCUUUCCAUGAACCGGGAAUCCAACUACCGCUUCAGCUACGAACGCAUGUUGAGUCUCAAUGGGAACACGGCUCCGUACAUGCUGUAUGCAUACGCCCGUAUUUGUGGUAUCAUUCGCAAAGCCAGUGGCCAAGAAGGUAGCGACGGCGACUUUGAAUGGCCGGAGGCCUCGGAUGUCAUAAUAUCCCACGACACCGAACUGGAACUGAUCCGAAACUUGGUGAAAUUGCCGGAUUUGAUCAAUGAUGUGGAGCAAAGCUUGUACCCUCACAAGCUUUGUGAAUACCUCUUUCAGACGAGUCAAAAGUUCAAUCAGUUUUACGGAGCUUGCUCUGUCAACAAUGCGGAUACCCCGGAACUGAAAGCCAGCCGUCUGACGCUGUGCACGGCCACAGCUGGGACAAUUCGAUUGAUUCUGAACUUGCUCGGCAUUCAAACAGUGGAGCGUCUGUAG